Molecule: messenger RNA, 1388 nt
Organism: Quercus lobata
Lineage: Eukaryota; Viridiplantae; Streptophyta; Magnoliopsida; Fagales; Fagaceae
Exons: 4
Coding region: 195-992 (265 amino acids)
Source: RefSeq, a predicted model, not a curated record
ACUAGGAAAGCCGAAUACCCCUUAUCCAAAAUUCCAAAUGACCUCUCGACAUCCCCAACAGGCAAAAGCCCACACGACAUUUCCAACCACCAACGGUCACCACUCUCUCUCUCUCUCUCCCCCUCUCUUCUCGCAUGAAAUAUACAUACAUAAUCAAAAUACUUCUUGUGAGAGAGAGAGUGGGGAUUUAAAAAAUGGGCAUGCAACUACGGUCUAGCUAUUCCCGUAUUCAUCAAAAUGGUUCAAUGAUACCACCAGCAACAUCAUCUACAUCUUUGCGUUCAUUUGCUCCAGCAAUUUCAUUGCUAUUCAAGAACCAUUCAAUUCAAAACAAAGAUGUUGUUUUGGAGAGCUCUCUUGGUUGCAGCAUAGGAGGACCAAGAAGAAGAAGAGAAUAUGGGGUGGUGGCAUCAAGCUCAAGCCAUGUGGCUGCACCAUUUUGGGAUGGUUGGAAACCUCAGAAGGGCCCUGCAGCUCCUUCCCUUAGCGACAUUGUCUGGCCUUCUGCAGGGGCAUUUGCAGCAAUGGCAAUAUUGGGCAAGAUGGAUCAGAUUUUGGCCCCAAGAGGAAUCUCAAUGACAAUUGCACCUUUGGGGGCUGUUUCUGCUGUUCUCUUUGCUGCUCCCUCCUCACCUGCUGCUCGGAAGUACAAUAUGUUCAUGGCUCAAAUUGGUUGUGCAGCAAUUGGUGUUCUUGCUUUCUCUAUAUUUGGGGCAGGAUGGCUUGCUAGGAGCACUGCCCUGGCUGCUUCAAUUGCCUUCAUGAUUUACACAGGUGCAACUCAUCCUCCAGCUGCAAGUUUGCCUCUUCUGUUCAUUGAUGGAGCUAAGUUGCACCACUUAAACUUUUGGUAUGCUAUGUUUCCUGGCGCUACUGGAUGCAUUCUCCUUUGUUUGAUUGUAAGUUCUUUUAUUUUCCCCUGGCAUCUACAUUUAAUCGCCAAAGGUCUUAACAUUAAGAAACAAAAGCUCAUGGAAGAAUGGCCUAAUUAAUCUCAACUGGUAUAAUGAUAUAAUCAUCCUAUAGAUAAUAAAUCUGAAGAUAAAUCAUCAUUAAAAUUUAAGUACUGGAAAUGCUAUUUUUCCAUGUUCAAAAUACAGCAAAGGCCUAGCAUUUCUGCAUUUAGUUUAACAUGAAAAAGAAAUUAUUCUGGUGAUCACUAGAUGUCAUUAUUCCUUCAAAAUGCUAAAGAAUGACCUUAUAUUAGGAAAAUUUCUGUGGCUUCUGUUUCUAUGUAUGUGUUAUUGACAAGAGUGAUCACUGAUCUGUCUCCUUUCCUGUUCAACUGCUAUAGCAAGAGAUGGUGUUAUACUUGAAGGACAACUUCAAAUUUUGAUGUAUAAACAAUUCUGUCACAUGAAUGUCGUUUAAGUUUAUGCGGCCCUUUC